GCGCAGGACUUGAGUGCUAGCGGUCUGGCCGGGCGGAAUGAGCGGGCCCGGGGCAACCGGCUCGGUGCGCGGGCUGCGGGUGGACGGGCUGCCCCCGCUGCCCAAGAGCCUGAGCGGGCUGCUGCACUCGGCGUCGGGCGGCGGCGCGUCGGGGGGCUGGAGGCACCUGGAGCGGCUGUACGCGCAGAAGUCGCGCAUCCAGGACGAGCUGAGCCGCGGGGGCGCUGGCGGCGGCGGGGCGCGGGCCGCGGCGCUGCCCGCCAAGCCUCCUAAUCUGGACGCCGCGCUGGCCCUGCUGCGCAAGGAGAUGGUUGGCCUCCGACAGCUGGACAUGUCCUUGCUCUGCCAGCUAUACAGCCUCUACGAGUCCAUCCAGGAGUACAAGGGAGCGUGCCAGGCUGCGUCGAGCUCAGACUGCACUUACGCUCUGGAGAACGGCUUCUUCGACGAAGAGGAGGGCUAUUUCCAGGAGCAGAGCCCCCUGCACGACAGGAGGGAGCGAAGCCCCCCGAGGGACCCCUCACCGCCCGUCUCCCCGCUCUGCAGCGCCGACUGGAUCCUGGAGUCCAUCUAAAGGACCCAGGAGGGAGGCGACUGUCAGCGUGUGCUUCUCCUCUCCUCCCCCGCUGCGGGCAUCCCUGGGCCAGUGGGACCUGUGCUGCCCGUUUAGUUUGCAGGCAGGGAGAUCUGCCUGGGCGCGGGGCCUCGGGCCAUUUCGGGGGCCGCUUUCUACUGAGGUGACCUGGAGGCGUUCAGCAAUCUCCUCACAGCCUGGCCCUGAGGCCCUGCGGCCAAGGAUUUGUACUGAGAGCAUGAUGAGAGGGUCCCUGGAGAAGACCUGCUCGGGUAUUUUGUGCGAGAUGAGAGGACCCGUGUGUAGCUGGCGGCUUUCUCACAGGUAGGGUUUGCCUCCAGUUUACAGUGUAAGAGAGCGAACACUUCCCUGCUGCCCUUCCUCGGUGUGUUCGACAGCCCUUCUUGCUGUUUGCUGAGCUCCGAAGCCACUGGGUUGAGCUGUAUUUAUUUGUCAGCUGCAUUACUCAUGGUCCAGUGACUCAGUAAAAGCUUUUCCCUGAAACAGUAAACAUUUCAGGUCACACCAAUCAAGAGAACUGCAUUCUCUUAACCUGUCAGAAAUUUUUGUAUCAUCGUUUGUCCAUCAGAUGUGGGAGGAAGGAAGAUAGUACAAAGAUACUUCAAACCGGGGGAAAAACUGGAGCAAGCUGUGUUUUGUGUCUCUCGUGGGAAGGCGGUGAACGUUUCAGGUUUAAAGAUUCUGAAUGUCAGCUACUAUGUGAGACAGCAAACUCUUCCACUCAAAACGGUCGCCACCUUAAGCCUUACUAUAUUUAUUAAAAUCUUUCCUGCACACUUUACGCUUUGUAGGUUACAAGUGAGGAUAAAAUGCUAAACUGUCUGUGGUUGUGUAUCGAUAUUAUUUUGGUCUGAAUUAAGAAUCAUCAACUUGAAUGCGUCGAAUCCGAUCAACUGCUGAAAGGAAAUUGCAGUUUGUUUUCUUGCCAUUAAGAAUCUGAAAGCAGCUUUAUUCCUCUCUUAGCUCGUUCCUGGAGUUGUUUUAUCAGUAGACUGCGGCUGACAGUUCCGUCUCAGGGCUGUUCAGUCACUGAAUACUCUGGGCCCCUCGCCUCUCUUCUCUUCUCUCCUUUGGUGCAGUAGUUGCUUAUUAGCACCUCUUUGGGGUCAGAGAGAGGACGUAGAACUCACCAUCGUGAAGCAGCAUGUUGACAGCCUGUCAUGUACACAACCCCAUGUCAGGGAUU
Molecule: messenger RNA, 1781 nt
Organism: Globicephala melas (long-finned pilot whale)
Lineage: Eukaryota; Metazoa; Chordata; Mammalia; Artiodactyla; Delphinidae
Gene: FAM89A
Product: family with sequence similarity 89 member A
Source: RefSeq, a predicted model, not a curated record